CUUUUAAUAAUUUUCUUUCCCGAAAGGUACAAUACAUUGCUGCUUGUUUUUGAGCUCCCUACACAACCACUUGCCCUUCCACUUUUUUGUUUUUACUCUUGUUGUUGCUGCUGCUGCUAGCAUUGAUGCUGUUCUAGUUAGGUGGGUAGAUGGGUCUAUAAUCUUAAUCCAAUUCCCGAAGAAAGAAGGAAAGGGAAAGUUCACUUCUUCCAGGUUACAUGGAAGAGGGAGAUGAGUAUCGUCGUUGGGAUGAAUUGAUACCAGAUGCCCUUGGGCUGAUUUUCCGCAACCUUUCUCUUCAGGAGAUACUAACCAUGGUCCCAAGGGUUUGCAAAUCAUGGAGCAGAGCAGUUUCAGGGCCAUAUUGCUGGCAAGAGAUCAACAUUGAGGAAUGGAGUACUAGGUGCCAUCCUGAUCACCUUGAUCGCAUGCUUCAAAUGUUGAUCACGAGAAGCUGUGGAUCCCUCCGCAAACUCUCUGUCUCUGGACUCCACAAUGAUACAAAUUUCUCAUUCCUUGCAGACCAUGCUGGUUCCCUCCAGACGUUGCGGAUUCCGAGAAGUGAUAUUAGUGAUUCGAUAGUUGAACAGAUUGCUGGAAGGCUUUCCACUGUCACUUUCUUGGAUGUGAGCUACUGUAAUAAAAUUAGUGGGCGCGCUUUAGAGGCAAUUGGAAAGCAUUGCAAAUUGCUUGUGGGGCUGUGCCGGAAUAUGCACCCAUUAGAUACAGAAGGCUUGGAAGCCCAAGAUGAUGAGGCUUAUGCCAUUGCCACCACCAUGCCUAAGCUGAAGCGCUUAGAAAUGGCUUACCAUCUUGUUAGCACAGAAAGUUUAUUGCAGAUCCUUUCAAGCUGUACCAAUCUUGAGUUUAUGGAUUUGAGAGGGUGCUGGAAUGUGAAUCUUGAUAACAAGUUCUUCAAGGAGAAGUUCCAAAAGCUGACAGUACUGGGGCCUCUUGUAAUGGAGGACUAUUAUGAGGCAAAUGAUUGGGAAGAAGAUUGCUCCGAAUAUUCAGAUGAUUCUGAUUACUUGGCCUGGGGAUUUUUAGCUGGUGACGGGGGAGACUAUGACGAUGAUGAGAGUUAUGAUGAGAUGUGGGAUGAUGAGGGAAGGCUGGAGGAACUUGAGCUCAGGUUCUAUGAAGGAGCUGAUGCUGGACUGUACGGUUGGCCUCCAUCUCCAUAGGUUCAGUUUCCACUCUUGUCUUAUUGUUCACUUUUCCUGUUUGUAGCACUAAAUACCUCCACCUACAUGCCGUAUGGAUAUAACUGUUUCGAUAGGGAUGAAGUUGUAUGCUUUAUGUCACCCCCUUGUUAUCUGAAUUUUAAGGAAAAGCGACGUGUUGCAAAUUUGCAAUGGUAUAUGCAGGCAUGAGAAAAGCUCAGGAGAAAUGGUCUAUCAAUUUAGUUGAAUCAAACUUUGAGAGAACUGAAAACCAGUUGUCAAAUAGGUGGAAAUUGGUACAUAUCUUUUGAGAUAUCAUUAGUUCGUGUCUCACAAGCGACCAACCGAUUUUGGAAUAGGAGAAGCGGCCCCUGUUGAUAUUUUUGAAGGGUGAUGGGUCCUGUCAUUGAUGAUUUGUCCAGGUUGCUUUCCACUUAGCAUGCACAGCUUAGGCUCAUCCUUUCAAAUUCAAUGCUGCCAUUAAUAUUCUUCAGCUGUGUGAUACUCUGUUUCCCUUUCUUUUGUAACAAUCACUGGAUACCCGCCUCUGCAAAACGACCUCAGUCUUUUAGCUUUCCUAUUUUACGUUCUUAAUCCUGGACUUUGGUUACAUGUUGAAUAUUAUCAUUUCUUUCUGGCCGAGUCUAGGCUAAAAAGCUUCUCAGAACAUAUUGAGUAUGUGAAACUGUUUGCUAGAUGCAUCAGAUCCACCACGUCGGUCAUGGUUAACCGAGGUUUAAUUAAAGUAGCAUCUUUUAAUU
This is a messenger RNA of Populus euphratica (Euphrates poplar), 1924 nucleotides long. It is a transcript of the gene FBW2, whose product is annotated as F-BOX WITH WD-40 2. The transcript has 4 exons. The coding region runs from base 219 to 1184 and encodes 321 amino acids. Gene Ontology annotation, molecular function: protein binding. The record is from RefSeq and is a predicted model, not a curated record. Lineage: Eukaryota; Viridiplantae; Streptophyta; Magnoliopsida; Malpighiales; Salicaceae.